AUGUCAAAUGAUGACGAUGGAGGGAAGAACAAGAAGGCCGCCCUUAUCGGCGUGUCUUCAUUGUUUCUCGUUGCCAUGGUAGUUGCGGUGGCCGUCGGUGUCAACCGGAAUGACCCUGAUGAAAUUAGUAGCACCAGUGGUGACGGAGGCACGACGGAGAUCUCCACCUCCGUCAAAGCGAUUAAAGCCCUUUGUCAACCCACUGACUACCAAGAAACUUGCAUAGAAUCGCUCUCGGGAGUCAACACGAGCGACCCACGUGAGCUAAUCAAGGUUGGAUUCCAAUCUACCAUCAAUGAACUCAAAUCUGCCAUUGUAAAAUCCGCCACCCUAAAAGAAUUCGCCUCCGAUCCCAAGGCCAAACCAGCACUCGACGUUUGUAACGAGGUUGUGGAGUACGCAAUUGACGAUCUCAUAAUGUCGUUUGAUAGAAUCACUGACAAUUUCAAUAUCAACAAAAUUACUGAUUACGUCGAGGAUCUUAAGGUUUGGCUUAGUGCCACGUUGACAUUGCAAGACACUUGCGUGGAUGCAUUCGAUAAUGUUACCGGCGAUACAGGUGACAAAAUGAGGCAAUUAUUGAAGACGUCGAAGGAAAUGACCGCCAAUGGACUUGGAAUGGUGAGUGAGGUUACUUCCAUUAUGUCCUCUUUUGGGAUGCGGUUGGCUGGACGACGAUUGUUGGAGGAGGAAUCUAAUAAAGAGGAGGAAGAACCAUCGUGGAUCAACGACCGGCGCGGGCUACUCCAAGCCACUCCGAAAACCAUCCAGCCCAAUGUUGUGGUAGCUAAAGACGGAAGUGGGAAGUACAAGACGGUGAAUGAAGCAUUAUUUGAUAUCCCGAAAAAAAGCAAUAAAACAUUUGUGAUUUAUGUGAAGGAAGGAGUUUAUGAAGAGCAGGUGAUGAUGAACAAAAGUAUGACGUGGGUGAUGAUGAUUGGAGACGGCCCGAAUAAGACCAAGAUUACCUCCAACAAGAACUUCGCCGAUGGAACACCCACAUUCAAAACCGCUACCGUUGCGGUGGUUGGAACCAACUUCAUUGCCAAGGACAUGUGGUUCGAGAACUCGGCUGGACCAGAAAAACAUCAAGCAGUGGCACUCCGAGUUCAAUCCGACAUGUCAAUCUUUUACAAUUGUCAAAUGGACGGUUACCAAGAUACACUCUACACUCACACCCAUCGUCAAUUCUAUCGAGACUGCACCAUCACUGGAACCAUCGACUUCAUCUUCGGUAAUGCGGCCGUCGUCUUCCAAAACUGUAAAAUUUUCGUGAGAAAACCAUUGCCGAAUCAACAAUGCAUCGUCACCGCUCAAGGCCGAAGCCAACGGAAGGAGCCCACCGCCAUAAUCUUACAGAACUGUCUCAUCUCCUCCGCCCCCGACUACUUCCCUGUCCGCCACACCUACAAGGCUUACCUUGGCCGCCCAUGGAAGCAAUACUCAAGAACCAUCAUUUUGCAAUGCAAAAUCGACGACUUGAUCCAGCCUGAAGGGUGGCUUCCAUGGACGGGCGAUUUUGCUCUCAAUACAUUGUUUUACUCCGAGUACAAUUGCAGGGGAGCUGGCUCAAAGAAGGACAAUCGGGUCAAGUGGAGGGGAAUUAAGGAGAUUACUCCCGAGCACGCCAUCGAUUUCACCGCUGGGUUAUUUAUUCGAGGUAAUCCAUGGAUUAAGCCCACUGGAGUUCCGUACAGUUCCGGCAUGAUGACAUUGUCAGAACAAAAAUUGACCAUGUAA
This is a messenger RNA of Cucurbita moschata (crookneck pumpkin), 1740 nucleotides long. Its product is annotated as pectinesterase-like. Gene Ontology annotation, biological process: cell wall modification. Bases 1 to 1740 code for a protein of 579 amino acids. Gene Ontology annotation, molecular function: pectinesterase inhibitor activity; pectinesterase activity. The transcript is spliced from 2 exons. NCBI's taxonomy places the organism in Eukaryota, Viridiplantae, Streptophyta, Magnoliopsida, Cucurbitales, Cucurbitaceae. The record is from RefSeq and is a predicted model, not a curated record.